AUGUCCUCAGACAGCGUUAUCUACAUUACCACAGAAAAUUUGGAGAUGCCUAUAGAUGUUGUAGAACUGCACCAGAUUAAUGUGGAAACGGUUCCUUUGGAGACUAUGGCCGUGCAAACCAUUGAAGUGUACGAGGAUAUUAGCGGUGAUUGGGUCCACGGUGGCCACAACCACCCACCGCUAAUUGCACUUCAGCCUCUGGUCACUCCCACUACCAGCCACGGAGACCACGAUCAGGAAAUGAUCAUGGUGCAGACACAAGAGGAGGUGGUGGGUUACUGUGAUGCAGACAACCUGCCAGCCAACAAUGAGCUCGAGGGCGAAGUGGUUGACCCAGUCGGCAGUGAAGAUGUCAGUUUCCAGCAGACCCUAGCAUCUCUUUCUGGCUCCACCAAGUCCUCAGCCUGUGGUCACAGUGAUGGGAAGCACACCAGCCGGAGUGGCAAGCACAGCAGCAAGAAUGCCAGCAGUGAGGCCAAGGUAGGAAAGGGCAGCUCUGAACUGGGCAGUAAGAAGUGGGAACAGAAGCAGGUGCAGAUUAAAACCCUGGAGGGAGAGUUCUCUGUCACUAUGUGGUCCUCAGUUGACAAAGGAAACCAGGGGACAGAGGUUCAAGGACAGACUGAAAACUCACCUCCUGAUUAUUCUGAGUACAUGACAGGGAAGAAACUUCCUCCCGAAGGAAUACCAGGUAUUGACCUCUCUGAUCCCAAGCAGGUGGCAGAAUUUACCAGAAUGAAGCCAAAAAAACCCAAAGAAGAUGGCCCAAGAAACAUCGCUUGCCCUCAUAAAGGCUGCGUGAAGAUGUUCAGGGAUAAUUCUGCUAUGAGAAAACAUCUGCACACCCACGGUCCCCGAGUCCACGUAUGUGCAGAAUGCGGCAAAGCUUUCGUUGAGAGCUCCAAAUUAAAGCGACAUCAGUUGGUUCACACUGGAGAGAAGCCCUUUCAGUGCACCUUUGAAGGCUGCGGAAAGCGGUUUUCUCUGGAUUUCAACUUGCGCACCCAUGUACGAAUCCACACCGGAGACAGGCCCUACGUGUGCCCUUUUGAUGGCUGUAAUAAGAAGUUCGCUCAAUCAACUAACCUGAAGUCGCAUAUCUUAACGCAUGCCAAGAACAAGUCAAGCCAGUGA
This is a messenger RNA of Urocitellus parryii (Arctic ground squirrel), 1134 nucleotides long. It is a transcript of the gene Yy2, whose product is annotated as YY2 transcription factor. Gene Ontology annotation, biological process: regulation of transcription by RNA polymerase II. Lineage: Eukaryota; Metazoa; Chordata; Mammalia; Rodentia; Sciuridae. Gene Ontology annotation, cellular component: chromatin; transcription regulator complex; PcG protein complex. Gene Ontology annotation, molecular function: RNA polymerase II cis-regulatory region sequence-specific DNA binding; DNA-binding transcription factor activity, RNA polymerase II-specific. The record is from RefSeq and is a predicted model, not a curated record.